CAGUAAAUAGAGACAAAAAGUCUUGUACUUGACUGUUGGGUUCAGUGUUUUAUUCUGUUGCUUGGAAGGUAUUUUGUUUUUGGGUUGAUGUUGGUGCUUUGUGUUUUGAUACUUCAUAUGUAUGUAUAAGCUAUGUUCAAAAGAGAAAUGCUAACUUUGAUUUGUUUUGCAUCUUUCAUAUUGAUAGUGUAGAGUCUGUAGACUCAUGCAAGCUGCAGUUUUGGGAGUUUGCACUCUGUGUACAGCCUGUUUGGUUCAAUUGUUCCAGUGAUUACUUAUGAGAAUCUAAACCUGUUCAAUCUCAGAGUCUAAUCUUAACAAUUCUGAAACACUGCAUCCGUCCUUGCCUCUUCAUCCACAGUAUAUUCCUCAUGAAACUUAAGGAAGCAUGAACUUCCGUCCCAUGGUUUCCAAGUUCGUACAUGGCCCUACUUCUCACCUUUCUCUAGCCAGUUUUCCGCCAACAAACCAUUUCUGUCAUUUCCCCAGGCUUGCUUUCUCCAGAUGCAGUCCUGCUCUCUUCUCCAGAACCAAUACUGAUUCCCUUCCUUAUGGACCAUCUCUUUUAAAGGGCAAUCUCCCACCCUCUUAUUGCUCACAAGAGAAGGAACAACAUCCUUGCCAGUGUAAGGGUAAGGAGGAAGAAGAAGAGGAUGACGACGGUGUGAUUGAUAAAGAGGGCUUUACUAGGGUGUUCGACAUAGCAGCAGUUCGGGUCCCUUCCAAGUACUGUUUUGUUCUUGAGAGUAGAAUUCGAGGUCAUUUGCUGAAUUGGCCUAGAAUUCGCAACAUUGCUAGAGUUCCAGGUGAUGACGUGGAAGAGGAAGUUGUCCAUUUGUUAGGAGAGUCUCAUAGUUGGAGCGGAGAUGAAGAAGCAGGUAAGCUAACUUCUCUGCAAAGGAGAAUUCAUGGGAAAGCAGAGGUGGAUGGCGAGGAAUUGAGUCCAGUUCUGUACAGGGAGAGAUUGGCCAAGGAAUUUAAUGCGAAGGGUUUUGUUAAGUUUAGGAACUUGGCAAAGAUUUCACGGCCUAAGAAGACGAAGAUGAAGCAGAAGGAAGGAGGUAGAGGUGGACAGGGAGAGGGAGAGGGAAGACAUGAGAACAAUGAGUUUGCAAUGUUGGAGGUUGUGGAAGAAGGCAUUGGAGAUGAGUGGAAGGGCUUGUUAGGGGAUGAGUUUAAUGGAAGGAAGAGAUGGAUGGGCUCAACAAGGCUUUUGCUUUUGGAUGAGAGAUAUGCCAACAAGACAUUGGAAGGGUUGCCCCAAGCUGUCAAGGCUGCACUGGAAGAAGCUAUGAGCGAGAACUUAGCACAUUCAUUUGAGCUUGCUAGAUGCAAGCUCACUUUGUUCUAUGAUUACUGGCUUAUGAAUGAGAUUUUGGAGGCCUUGCUCCCGAAGGAUAUGAUUAUUCCAUCUGCAUUUGAAACAGUCGGCCAUAUUGCACACCUGAACCUGAAAGACGAACAUAUACCAUAUAAGAAGAUUAUAGCAAAGGUGGUUAUUUGGGAUAAGAACAAACCAAAGAUACAAACAGUAGUGAAUAAGGUUGAUGCCAUAAAUAAUGACUACAGAACUAUGCAGCUUGAAGUCUUAGCGGGGAAUCGCUCUCUUGUCACGACGGUAGUUGAUAAUGGAUUGAGAUUCCAUGUUGAUUUAGCUACAGUGUAUUGGAACUCCCGGCUUGCAACCGAAAGACAAAGACUUCUGCAGGGAUUUACACACAAAGAUGUUCUUUGUGACGUCUUCUCUGGUGUUGGUCCGAUAGCUAUAUCUGCUGCAAGGAUAGUAAGACGGGUUUACGCCAAUGACUUGAACCCUUAUGCAGUUGAUUACUUGGACAGGAAUAGUGUUCUCAACAAGCUUGAGAAGAGGAUUAAGGUUUUCAACAUAGAUGGGAGAAGGUUCAUUGAUGCUAUGUUCACGAGUGAGAAAGCUCAGUCAAUCACCCAUGUGGUCAUGAACUUGCCUAAAGAUGCAGUCGAAUAUCUAGAUGCUUUCAGGGGUGUAUUCCGUGAUAAAAGAUUGAAAGAAGAUUAUACUUUCCCGACAAUCCACGUCUAUGGAUUCUCCAAAGCUAAAGAUCCCGAAUUCGACUUCCACGAGAGGAUAAGAAUGGCACUGGGAGAGGUGGGAGUGAAUGUCGAGAUGCGGAAGGUUCGCCUUGUUGCCCCUGGGAAAUGGAUGCUGUGUGCUUCCUUCCUUCUCCCUGCUUCUGUAGCAUUCGCUGCUACUGAUACACAACAUUAACAGUAUAACAAUAAACAAUAGAUUUGUUGCACAAAAAUUGGAAACUCUGCUUAGGGACUGAAAUGCCAAAUGUAUGCAUGCCAUACUGCUUCCGUCCCCAUCGAUGCUGUCUUCCUUCUAAAAUCGUCGCUGUUGUUUUUCGAAUCUACGUCUCCUUGCAACAGGGUGUGGUGUCGUGGUUAGUCACCUCGUUCUUUAGUUUUGAUUAUUACUUUCUUCAACAAAUGACUGGCUCGAAACCAGGGGAAAGAAAAGAUCAUUGACCAAUGAAAAGCAACGGAAAAGAAAAAAUGGCUUGAACCAGAAUACGCCAAUACCAUGGACUGCACCAUUUUCCUGCCGGCCGUUGCACGCACAGAGUCAGCCCAUUGUUUUUAGCUUUCUCCUCCUUCUCCCACCAAUCCCACGGCUUUACCGAAAUUCACUCCCCAAGCUACUAAACAAAUGGCCGCACUUUCCAUGUAUAUAUUACCAAAUCCUCUCCCUCACCAGCCACCACCGACCUUUUCACAACUCGAUAAAUAAACCCAGAAAAAAGCAGACCCUAGUAAAAACACAGAAGAUCGAAUAUGAGUUCAGCAGCGGCGGCGAGCAAAGCCUGGAUGGUGGCGGCCAGCAUAGGCGCGGUGGAGGCGCUCAAAGACCAAGGGGUGUGCCGGUGGAAUCACGCCAUGAGAUCGAUCCACCACCACGCCAACUCCAAACUCAGAUCCCUCGUCUCUCACCCGGCUAGAAGAAACCUUUCUUCUUCAUCAUCCUCUGCUUCGGAUGGGGAGAUGGCGAGCAUCGGUGGAGCUGCGAGGAAAACAGAGGCCUCGUUCGACAGAGUGAUGGGGUUGGGCUGUUUUGGCCCCACCACCACCCGGUUCUAGAUUAUGUCUUUUCUUGCAAAUGUGCCAAGAUCGAAAGCCCGUAUUGAUGCCGUUCUGGUAGUAGUAGUAGGAGUAGUUUGAUGGAGGAAUCUGAGCCCAAUGUUUGCUCAAAGUAUUGGU
Messenger RNA from Linum tenue, 3237 nucleotides. Lineage: Eukaryota; Viridiplantae; Streptophyta; Magnoliopsida; Malpighiales; Linaceae. The record is from the annotation of a GenBank genome assembly.